AUGCGGAAGACGCCUAUCUUUGCUUUGGUUGCCACCCGCAAGGCGUUGGUUGGCAACGGCCCUACUUUCUCCACAGGUGGUGAGUGCAUGAACACGUGCGACAUCCAGAACGCUUUCCCCAUGAACGAGCGUGGGGUUCGUUCCUCGUCCCCAUUCAAGGAGCCCAAUACUGCCAUAUAUGACACCUACAUGUCAUGGACGUACUUUCAACCGAUGGACGUGGAUGUUGAAAAAAUUCCGGCGCCAGAGGCGAAAUACUACCAGCGGCAUACAAAGAAGCCAUGGGAUAUCUCCACAACCGAGCUGAUUGAGAUUCAGUCGCGUAAGAAGUACUUCCAGGUGUGGGGUUACCUUAUUGCCUUCAUCUACUUGUACUUCCUUAUGCCGAAGGAGAAGUCGUUCAGUGGCCUGCAUGGCCCAGACGGUCACUGGGUUAUGUUGCCGAAGUCUAGGCCAGAGCUCUUCUAG
Trypanosoma rangeli is the source of this 468-nucleotide messenger RNA. RefSeq lists its product as uncharacterized. NCBI's taxonomy places the organism in Eukaryota, Euglenozoa, Kinetoplastea, Trypanosomatida, Trypanosomatidae. The record is from RefSeq and is a predicted model, not a curated record. The transcript has a single exon. The coding region runs from base 1 to 468 and encodes 155 amino acids.